GGCGACCCCUCAUGCCUCGGGGAUUUCCACGGGGUGUCCACCAUAUAAAAUGAGAGGGCUGAGGAGGGUGGACCAGCCGCCGAAGUCCUGUACGAUCGGUGGUGGGGAGUUCUUCUCUGACGCUGGUUUAAGGAAGGAAGGAAAUAUAAAUGGUUUCUGAGAGUUGGUAUCGGAGGAUUAGGGCCUGGUUCAGUUGACGAAGCAGUUCUUAUAGAGGGGCUGCGCGGAUCGCAGGUCGAGGCUAUACCAAGUUUCAGGAUCAAGAGAAGGCAGUUUGACGGAGAAAAAAGAAGAAAAAAAAAAGUGAGAGAUAGGUUUUGGUGUGACUUGAGUGCGGGAGAUGGAGAUUUUUAGCAAGGAAAGAGUUUAAUGAAUUAUUUCUUCGCUCGGAGUAUAUUAUUUGAAGGGAAGGAUUGUUCUUCCCGAAUCGAUAAGUGAAAUCGAAGGAAAAUGAGGCAACGGUGAGUUAAAGAAUCUUUGUUGAAUAGAGAGAAAAAGGUGCGAUUUCUUUUAAUACCGCUCUACUGGGAAGUGAGGGUUUUGUGGCUGUGCUUGCAAAAACAUGAGCUGUGUCGACGACUGUAGAGACGGCAGAAGAGAAGAAGCAGAGUUCUGGCGUCCAGGUGGGAUCAAAGUAGUGGAUGAUUCUCUUCAGCUUGAUCGGUACUCACUGGGAAACAAUGGAACUUUCCCAUCUGCACAACUCGAUAUUGAUGAGAAGCAUUUGAUUGACCCAAAGUUACUUUAUAUCGGAGCAAAGAUUGGAGAGGGAGCUCAUGGGAAAGUCUAUGAGGGGAAGUACUGUGACCAGAUAAUAGCAAUCAAAGUUUUAAAUGGCGGCAGUACUCCAGAAGAGACAGCAACUCUUAGAGCUCGUUUUAUUCGAGAAGUAAACAUGAUGUGCAGAGUACAGCAUGAGAACCUGGUCAAGUUCUUUGGAGCCUGCAAGGACCCCUUCAUGGUGAUUGCCACGGAGCUGCUUCCAGGAAUGUCAUUGAAGAAAUAUUUGAGCACCAUUCGCCCCAAACAACUAGAUCUUUAUAAAGCAAUAAGCUUUGCACUUGAUAUUGCUCAUGCAAUGGACUGCUUACAUGCUAAUGGGAUUAUACACAGAGAUCUGAAACCUGAUAAUUUGUUGCUUACAACAAAUCAGAAGAAUGUGAAGCUUAUCGAUUUUGGACUUGCAAGAGAAGAAACAGUGACUGAGAUGAUGACUGCCGAAACUGGGACUUACAGAUGGAUGGCUCCUGAGUUAUAUAGUACUGUUACACUGCAUCGUGGUGAGAAGAAGCACUACACAAACAAGGUUGAUGUUUACAGCUUUGGCAUUGUUUUGUGGGAGUUGCUAACCAACCGAAUGCCAUUUGAAGGAAUGUCAAAUCUGCAAGCUGCAUAUGCCGCUGCUUUUAAACAAAUGCGCCCACCCCUGCCCGAGGAUACUCCACCGGAGCUUGUGUUCAUCGUGCAGUCAUGCUGGGUGGAGGAUCCGCAUACACGGCCCACCUUCAGCCAGAUUAUUCGCAUGCUAAAUGCCGUCAUUUGUACCCUCCCACCAGCACCAGCACCAGCACCACCAGAACAGGACACUGUUCCUGCUACGAUGAGCACCAGAGGUACCAUUACAACCACCACUUCCACACGCAGGGGAGGCAAGCUUUCUUUUCUUCGUCAGCUCUUUGCUGCGAAGAAGGAAGGUAAGAGUAGCACAUAAGAUAGUCGAGACUUAUAUUUUUGGUUCUGCCAUGGGGUUGGCAGUGUAGAUUACAAGUUAUACCGGAAAAUUCGGGCUUAUGAAAACAUUGUAAGAAAAAUCAGUGAAGGAAGCAGUAUACAAAAGCCACUCAUAGCUAAUUCUACUCUUCAGAUUUUUCUCUU
Musa acuminata subsp. malaccensis (wild Malaysian banana) is the source of this 1875-nucleotide messenger RNA. Its product is annotated as serine/threonine-protein kinase STY13. Gene Ontology annotation, molecular function: protein kinase activity; ATP binding. Gene Ontology annotation, cellular component: cytoplasm. Gene Ontology annotation, biological process: signal transduction; protein phosphorylation. NCBI's taxonomy places the organism in Eukaryota, Viridiplantae, Streptophyta, Magnoliopsida, Zingiberales, Musaceae. The record is from RefSeq and is a predicted model, not a curated record.